Molecule: messenger RNA, 1324 nt
Organism: Cryptomeria japonica (Japanese cedar)
Lineage: Eukaryota; Viridiplantae; Streptophyta; Pinopsida; Cupressales; Cupressaceae
Exons: 6
Coding region: 25-999 (324 amino acids)
Source: RefSeq, a predicted model, not a curated record
AAAUAUAUAUAUAUACAUAUAUGCAUGUGUGAUUCAUGGUUGCAGGAGAUUGCAGGUACGGUACCGCAUGGGUGCGAGGUUCAACUCCAUCUGGGUUCACAGGUUGGGCUCUCCUUCAAUCUUGUCAGGAUUGUUGAACCAGUUAUUCAGAGUACAUCGGUAGUGAAAUUUGAGGAUGACAAUGUUGGAGAAGUUGUUUCUACUGUAGGAUUGAAAGCGGAGAUCUCUGUGGCUAAACAAGUUCUCAAUCAUUUAGGGAAGAGCUCAGGAAAGUUUCAGAUAGGGACUUCAGGUUAUAUUUAUAAACACUGGAAAGGUGUAGUCUAUCCAGAACAAGUGCCACAAAAGAAAUGGUUUGAAUAUUAUACUCACAUAUUUGACACCGCGGAGAUAAACAAUACAUUUUAUCGUCUACCUUCCCAUGAAGUAUUUGAAACUUGGCGUGAUCAGGCUCCAGCAGGCUUCUGCUAUGCAUUGAAGUUCAGCAGAUUUGGGACUCACCUAAAGCGUUUGAAGGAUCCGUAUCAACCAAUCUCUCUUUUCAUUGAUCAUGCUGCCAGAUUAGGGAAGGAUCUUAUUGGACCAAUCCUUGUGCAGCUUCCUCCUAAGUUUGAUGUGAAUGUGGAGCGUCUUAGAGAUUUCUUGAAAUAUGCUCCCAGAGAGUAUCGUUGGGCAAUCGAGUUCAGGGACACAAGUUGGUUCUGUGAUGAUGUAUAUGAUCUCCUUCGGGCCCAUAAUGCUUCACUUUGUAUACAUGAUCACGAAGAUAUCAAAUGUGUACAUCCACAGGUCCUGACUGCUGACUGGAUUUAUCUUCGUUUUCAUGGAAAAAAUUACAAGCAUCGGUACAAUAUGAAGCAACUUCAGAAACACGCUAGUUGGAUUCAGAAGCAGCUUGUAGCAGGUGUUGAUGUAUUUGCAUAUUUCAACAAUGACCAUUGUGGUUAUGCAGUUUCAAAUGCAAUCAAGCUACGAGAACUUGUUAUGGGGAAAAAGUAAUGUCACUGUAACUUUUGUAAAUUGUAUAAGUGUAAGAAGUCAUGUGACUUGAAUUAAAAGGAGAAUGCAGUCACCCAUAGGAUGCAUUAGAAGCAUUGGAUCUAUUCUACCAAAGCCUAGUAGAACCCAGGUUUGUUAUAGGAUUACAAUAUUUAAGGACCAUGGCAGAGAUCAUCUACUUUUGUAAAAGAUGCUUCUUUUAACAAGAAGUACAUGUGAAUUUUUAUUUUGGUCUCCCUUCUCUCACUUCUCUACACUGUAAUCAUCUACUUUUGUAAAAGAUGCUUCUUUUAACAAGAAGUACAUGUGAAUUUUUAUUUUGGUC